Messenger RNA from Drosophila mauritiana, 1011 nucleotides. Its product is annotated as glycine-rich cell wall structural protein 1. The transcript is spliced from 3 exons. Bases 1 to 990 code for a protein of 329 amino acids. The record is from RefSeq and is a predicted model, not a curated record. Lineage: Eukaryota; Metazoa; Arthropoda; Insecta; Diptera; Drosophilidae.
AUGGCGCAACUUUUUAGUAUAUGCCUACUAAUAGCAACAGUGGUCAAUGUUCACGGAUUUACGAAAUAUGGACGUGACUGCCGGGAUAUUUCAUGUGCUCCUGGUCAGCAGUGCAUUAUAUCCAGAGAGCCCUGUUCAGGAUCAAAUAAACUUGAAAACACUCAAUGCGGGAAGUAUCCCACAUGUGUAAUGCAAAACCAUUACUCCUCUACUUCAGGUAAAACCUUGGAGCGUGGAAAACGUCAGGCUAACCAGCAAGGAUAUGGAAUGGGUGGCAGUGGAAUGGGCCGGCCCAAUGGAAUGAAUAACGGAGGAAACGGUGGAAAUGGAAUGGGUGGUCAGUAUGGAAAUGGAAUGGGUGGACAGAACGGAAAUGGAAUGGGUGGUCAGUAUGGAAACGGAAUGGGUGGACAGAAUGGAAAUGGUAUGGGUGGCAAUGGAAUGAGAGGAAACGGAAUGGGGCCAGGUGGAAUGGGCGGUCGAGGAGGGAACGGCAAUGGAAUGGGACAAGGAGGAAUGGGUGGUAAUGGAAUGGGUCCCGGUGGUAUGGGCGGAAAUGGAAUGGGUGGCAGCGGAGGAUAUGGAAACGGUAUGGGUGGUAAUGGAAUGGGUCCAGGUGGGAUGGGCGGAAACGGAAUGGGUCCUGGAGGAAUGGGUGGUAAUGGAAUGGGAGGACAGGGCGGCUACAACGGUCGAGGGGGACAAAACGGAAUGGGUGGACCAAAUGGAAUGGGAGGUCGCAAUGGAAUGGGUGGACCAAAUGGAAUGGGAGGAUCAAUGGGUGGCGGUCCAAAUAGAAUGGGUGGACCACCCGGUGGGCAAAAUGGAAUAGGUGGACCACCAGGUGGUCCAAACGGAAUGGGACCAGGCAACUGGCAAGGCAAUAGCAAUGGAAAUGGAAAUAAUGGCAAUGGUAGUAAACGAUAUAGGGGCAAUAGCUCUAAUCAGAACUACAGCACUACUCCUACGACAACAACGGAUGGCUGGUAACUAGAAACAUGCAACGAGGAG